UUUCCGAAAUCGAAAGAGAAGCGCUUGGAAUUGGCUGUGUGCACAGAGCUUUCCGAACCAGAGGAGGAGGAGGAGGAGGAGGAGGAGGAAGAAGACAUGGAGGUGGCUGACCAAUUGACGGCGAGUGAGGAGGAUAAAGAAAAUAACAGCGAGGACGAGAAGGUGAAAGGGCAGAAGUCGAGGGCCACGCGCUCAGCCAAUGCCAAAACCAAGAGGAGGCGGCUGGUGGUGGAGUCGGAUAGUGACGCGGAGAGCUCCGAGGAGGAGUUCAAGCCAGAGCAGAACGAUGGGAGCAGUGAGGAGUGCAGCAGCGGGGUCGAUGAGAGGGAGCUCAGUGAGCCUGAUACAGAGACUGAUCCCGACAGUCCCAUCAAGACGCCGUUUAAGCGGAAACGUGGAGGCACGGCCAGAGCGAAAAGUGCUUCCAGCUCCCCCUCUGAAAUGCCCAAGAGACCAGCGGCAGUGUCUUUGAGCACCAAGUCCAGGCUGUCGGCGUUCUCUGCCCCAGAGACAUUCGAGUGCCAGUCUAAUGGUGGCGGAGCAGGCAGCCCCUCACCGGGCACCACCUGGGAUCACGAGAAGCUGGAGUGGUUAAAACCGGGCAAGAGGAAGGACGCCAGGAGGCGAAAAGAAAGUGAGCCUGACUAUGACCGCGCUACGCUGCAUGUCCCCGACGACUUCCUGUGCAAGUGCACUCCGGGCAUGCGGAGGUGGUGGGAGCUGAAAUCGCAGAUGUUCGACACCGUGAUUUUCUACAAAGUUGGCAAGUUCUACGAGCUGUACCACAUGGACGCUGUUACCGGCGUCACCGAGCUGGGGCUGUCGUACAUGAAGGGCAGCUGGGCGCACUCGGGUUUCCCCGAGAUUGCUUUUGGCCGUUUCUCGGACGUGCUGGUUCAGAAAGGGUACAAGGUGGCGAGGGUGGAGCAGACGGAGACGCCCGAGAUGAUGGAGGCCCGCUGCAAGUCGCUGCGUCACCCGACCAAGUUUGACCGGGUGGUGCGGCGCGAGGUGUGCCGGGUCAUCACCAAGGGCACGCAGACGUACAGCGUCCUGGAUGGCAGUGCGGCCGAGAGCUGCAGCAAGUACCUACUGUGCCUGAAAGAGGCGGCAGGCACAGAGCUGGCAGGCCAGGCACGCUCCUACGGAGUCUGCUUUGUCGACACGUCCGUCGGCAAGUUUCACGUGGGCCAGUUUGCGGACGACCGGCACUGUUCCCGUUUCCGGACCUUGUUGGCGCAUCACCCUCCAGUGCAGGUGCUGUUCGAGAGGGGGAACCCGUCGGCUGAGAGCAGGAAGAUUUUGAAAGGCUGCCUUGUCGCGGCCUUACAGGAGGGCCUGCAGCCUACCUCCCAGUUCUGGGACGCCUCCAAAACCCUCCGAGUGCUCGCCGAGGAGGGCUACUUCAAUGAAACAAGGGACGCUACUGACCCGGGAGUCCCUCUGCCAGCCGCUCUGCGGCCAAUGGUGUCCGAGACGGACUCUCUCGCCCUCACCCCGGGUGAAGGCUAUGACCUAGCCUUGUCGGCCCUUGGCGCCUGUGUGUUCUACCUCCAGCGGUGCCUCGUUGACCAGGAGCUGCUGUCGAUGGCCAACUUUGAGGAGUACACGCCCGUGGAUGCGGCUGCCGAUCGGGUGAAGGUAUCUCCUGCCAUCGGGCGACAGCGCCUGGUACUGGACGGUGUCACCCUGACCAACCUAGAGCUGCUGCAGAACGCCACCACUGGCACCCGCGAGGGCACCCUGCUGGAGCAGCUGGACCACUGCUGCACCUACUUUGGCAAGCGGCUACUGAAACAGUGGCUGUGUGCCCCGCUGUGCCAGCCCCUCGCCAUUGAGGACCGGCUGAAUGCCAUUGAGGAUCUCAUGGCUGUGCCCAGCAAGAUCUCGGAGCUGGUUGAGCUGCUGAAGAAAGUGCCCGACUUAGAGCGGCUCCUGAGCCGGAUCCACAGCAUUGGAUCUCCACUGAAGAGCAAGGACCACCCCGACAGCCGCGCUGUGCUCUACGAAGAGACCAGCUACAGCAAAAAGAAAAUUGCUGACUUCCUGUCUGCCUUGGAAGGUUUCAAAGUCUUCCAGGAGGUGCUGCAGGUCAUCGAGCCGUCUGUGGCUGCCUUCCGGUCUCUGUUACUUAGGCAGAUCGUCAGCCUGAAAGGCAGCACUGCCAACGGCCUCUUCCCUGAUCUCUCCGCUGAGCUGAAGAGGUGGGACACAGCAUUCGACCACCAGAAGGCGAGGAACACUGGAGUCAUUACUCCCAAAGCUGGCUUCGACCCGGAUUACGACCAGGCCCUCGCUGACAUCAAGGAGACAGAGCGUAACCUCCAGGAGUACCUGGAGACCCAGCGCAAGAGGCUCGGCUGCCGCAGCGUCGUUUACUGGGGCUCGGGCCGGAAUCGCUACCAACUGGAGGUUCCCGAAAAUGUCGCCGAUCGCCGUGUGCCAGAGGAGUACGAGCUGAAGUCGACCAAAAAGGGUUACAAACGGUACUGGACUAAAGCGAUUGAGCAGCUGUUGGAUACGAUGAACAAUGCUGAGGAGAGGCGCGACAGUGCUCUUCAGGACUGCAUGAGGAGGCUUUUCUACAACUUCGACAAGAACUACAAAAACUGGCAGGCCGCUGUGGACUGCAUUGCUGUCCUUGAUGUUUUGUUGAGCCUAACACACUAUAGUCAGAGUGGAGAUGGGCCGAUGUGCAGACCUGUCGUAAUGUUUACUGAGGAUGACACACAGCCGUUCCUGGAGCUUCGAGCUUCACGCCAUCCUUGUGUCUUAAAGACCUUUUUUGGGGAUUUCAUCCCGAAUGAUGUGUUCAUUGGCUGCACGGACGUGGAAGAUUUGGAAGGUGGUGUCAGUAAGAAGCAGGCUUCCUGCCUGCUUGUAACAGGCCCAAAUAUGGGAGGAAAAUCCACACUCAUGAGACAGGUUGGCCUCUUGGUCAUCCUGGCACAACUGGGCUGCUAUGUGCCUGCAGAAAGCUGCAAAUUUAACCCAGUUGACAGAGUUUUCACACGUCUAGGAGCAUCUGAUAGAAUCAUGUCAGGUGAAAGCACCUUCUUUGUGGAACUCAGCGAGACAUCCAGUAUCUUGCAACAUGCAACUCCAUAUUCCCUUGUGCUUCUCGAUGAAUUAGGCCGUGGCACAGCAACAUACGACGGCACAGCAAUUGCUAGUGCAGUAGUGAAGGAGCUUGCUGAAAACAUUAAGUGCCGCACAUUGUUUUCUACACACUACCAUUCCCUUGUGGAAGAUUUUUCUCACUCCACAGCAGUCAGUUUAGGACAUAUGGCCUGUAUGGUUGAGAACGAGUGUGAGGAUCCAAGUCAGGAAACUAUCACGUUUUUAUAUAAAUUUAUCAAAGGAGCCUGUCCAAAGAGUUAUGGAUUUAAUGCAGCAAGACUUGCAAACAUUCCUGAGGAAAUUAUUCAGAAAGGUCACAAGAAAGCUAAAGAAUUUGAGAAGACCACAGUUUCCUUCCGCCUUUUCAAGUAAGUAUAGAAAAUAAUUAAACCUUGUUUUAACUGUUUUGAUUAGCAAAUAUCAGAUAAGAUAAUGGCAGUUGUGUGUAUGUUACUUGGCAAGUAUGGCGUACAUACGAGUGAAUUUCAUCAAGCUGCAAGAGUGGUAAAACUAGUUUCCCAAUGGAUUAAUUAUAACUUUUUAUUAGUCAGGAAAGAGCCCAACCUCCAGGGUUGAUAUCCUUUUUCCUACGGUUAAUGCAAGCUGGUUUUUAAGAUACAGUAGUGACCAUGUUCUCUUUACUGCUGGGGAUAGAAUGUGAAAAUAUAUUGCUUGCUUUGAAUUCUUAAGUUUCUACACAAUUAGCAUAACAUGCUAAAGAAUGUUUUCACUUUAUCUCCCUUUCAAAACAGAAGGGUAGCAAGGUACACUUAGCAAAAAGUAACUGUCUUUUAGCUCACUUACAAUGAAUGGGUGGAUUGUGGUGUAGUGUAGUUACUACUUCUGAAGUUUUAAUGUCUGUAAAAGAUUAAAUUUUCAAAUACUUUUUUUUCCCCCCUUCCAGAGAGAUGUGCUUUUUGGUUGAAGACCCAAAUAUUAACUUCUUUACCCUACAGCCAGUACUGCAGAAGAUUGCUGAAAUCUGAAAACAGUAUCAAGCGUAUGGUUUAACUCAAAGACAUGAUUGUUGAAAUUAUGUUCUAAUAAAGUUUAUUUUAAAAUGA
Molecule: messenger RNA, 4184 nt
Organism: Rhincodon typus (whale shark)
Lineage: Eukaryota; Metazoa; Chordata; Chondrichthyes; Orectolobiformes; Rhincodontidae
Gene: msh6
Product: mutS homolog 6 (E. coli)
Exons: 7
Coding region: 97-3492 (1131 amino acids)
Biological process (GO): mismatch repair
Cellular component (GO): nucleus; MutSalpha complex
Molecular function (GO): ATP binding; ATP-dependent DNA damage sensor activity; mismatched DNA binding
Source: RefSeq, a predicted model, not a curated record